Melopsittacus undulatus (budgerigar) is the source of this 3360-nucleotide messenger RNA. It is a transcript of the gene LRRN1, whose product is annotated as leucine rich repeat neuronal 1. The coding region runs from base 348 to 2492 and encodes 714 amino acids. The transcript has 2 exons. The record is from RefSeq and is a predicted model, not a curated record. Gene Ontology annotation, cellular component: extracellular matrix. Lineage: Eukaryota; Metazoa; Chordata; Aves; Psittaciformes; Psittaculidae. Gene Ontology annotation, molecular function: protein binding.
GCCCCGUUUCUGAGCCGCCUCACUCUGCAGCCCGGCGCGGCGGGACCGCGGCAGCGGCGAAUGUGCCGCCCCCCGCGGGCAGCCCCGGGGGAGAGACGCGGGUGCUCGGGCAGCGAUCCGCGGCCGCCGGAACAUAUGGUUUGAAGAAGAUUCUGGAACACAGAGGAGCAACUGAAAGUCUUCAAGAAUAUUUCUUGUCUUCUCUAAACUCAGAAAACAAUCUUUUCACCUUCUGGAUGUCCAAGCCUUUCACCUUAAGCUUUACAUUUGCUGCCUGAAAACCAAUUACCCUCUCAAUCUCUUGCUGUUUAAAGGGGCUGGCAAGCUGAACUCACUCACUGACCAGCAUGGCGAAGGUUACAAUUGCUUUAACUGUUUGCCAGUUGGUGCUAGAAUUGCUAAUGAAUUCAUUAACUGAGUCUUCCAUGCAGAGUAACGAAUGUCCACAGCUUUGUGUAUGUGAAAUCAGGCCCUGGUUUACACCACAGUCAACGUACAGGGAAGCCACAACAGUUGACUGCAAUGACCUUCGGUUAACAAAAAUCCCCAGCAAUCUUUCCAGUGACACUCAAGUCCUUCUCUUACAAAGCAACAACAUUGCAAAGACCACAGAUGAACUCCAACAGCUGUUUAAUUUAACAGAACUGGAUUUUUCACAAAAUAACUUCACAAGUAUCAGAGAUGUGGGGCUCUCGAAUCUCAGUCAACUUACUACUUUGCACCUGGAGGAAAACCAGAUAACGGAGAUGACUGACUACUGCUUGCAAGACCUUUGCAAUCUUCAGGAGCUAUAUAUAAAUCACAACCAGAUCAGCAGCAUUUCUGCAAAUGCAUUCUCUGGCCUGAAAAACCUUUUGAGAUUACAUCUCAACUCUAACAAAUUGAAGGUUAUUGACAGCCGUUGGUUUGAUUCUACUCCUAACCUUGAGAUUCUCAUGAUUGGAGAAAAUCCAGUGAUUGGAAUACUAGAUAUGAAUUUCAAACCACUUUCAAAUUUAAGGAGUUUAGUUUUGGCAGGUAUGUAUCUCACAGACAUUCCUGGCAAUGCCUUGGUAGGCUUGGAUAGUCUUGAAAGUCUUUCCUUCUAUGACAACAAAUUAGUAAAAGUUCCUCAGCUUGCACUUGAGAAAGUCCCAAAUUUAAAAUUCCUGGAUCUCAACAAAAAUCCAAUUCAUAAAAUUCAGGAAGGUGAUUUUAAAAACAUGCUCAGAUUGAAAGAGCUUGGAAUCAAUAACAUGGGAGAACUCGUUUCUGUUGAUAGGUAUGCGCUUGACAACUUGCCUGAACUUACAAAGCUUGAAGCCACCAACAAUCCAAAGCUGUCUUACAUACAUCGUUUGGCAUUUCGCAACGUUCCUGCCCUGGAGAGCUUGAUGCUGAACAACAAUGCCUUGAAUGCAGUCUACCAAAAGACAGUGGAAUCCCUUCCAAACCUGCGUGAGAUCAGUAUCCACAGUAACCCACUCAGGUGCGACUGUGUCAUUCACUGGGUCAACUCAAACAAAACCAAUAUCCGUUUCAUGGAACCUCUAUCCAUGUUUUGCGCUAUGCCCCCUGAAUAUAGAGGGCAGCAGGUGAAAGAAGUGAAGGAUUCAAAUGAACAAUGUCUUCCAAUGAUCUCUCAUGAGACCUUUCCAAAUCACUUAAACUUGGACAUUGGCAUGACAGUGUUUUUAGACUGUCGGGCCAUGGCAGAACCUGAGCCAGAAAUUUACUGGGUCACUCCUCUCGGCAAUAAAGUAACUGUUGAAAGUCUGUCUGACAAAUACAAGCUGAGCAGUGAAGGCACCUUGGAAAUCUCUAACGUCCAGGUUGAAGACUCCGGGAGAUACACCUGCGUUGCUCAAAACGUAGAAGGGGCUGACACAAGGGUUGCUACUAUCCGGGUGAAUGGAACACUUCUGGAUGGUACCCAGGUUCUGAAAAUCUUCGUCAAGCAAGCAGAAUCGCAUUCCAUCUUAGUUUCUUGGAAGGUUAAUUCCAACGUCAUGACUUCCAAUUUAAAGUGGUCAUCAGCCACUAUGAAGAUUGACAACCCUCACAUCACAUACACUGCUAGGGUCCCAGUUGAUGUACAUGAAUAUAACCUCACACAUUUACAACCAUCUACAGAUUAUGAAGUGUGUCUAACUGUGUCAAACAUCCAUCAGCAAACACAGAAGUCCUGUGUUAAUGUUACAACAAAAAAUGCAGCUUUUGCGCUAGAUAUUUCAGACCAAGAGACCAGCACUGCCCUCGCAGCAGUAAUGGGGUCCAUGUUUGCUGUCAUCAGCCUCGCCUCCAUUUCUGUUUAUAUUGCAAAACGAUUUAAGAGAAAAAACUACCACCACUCAUUGAAAAAAUAUAUGCAAAAGACCUCUUCAAUCCCCCUGAAUGAGCUCUACCCUCCACUUAUUAAUCUCUGGGAAGGCGACAGUGAAAAAGACAAGGAUGGUUCUGCAGAGACCAAGCCAACCCAAGUCGACACAUCCAGAAGCUAUUACAUGUGGUAACUCAGAGGAUAUUUUGCUUCUGGUAGUAAGGAGCACAAAGACUUUUUUGCUUUAUUCUGCAAAAACGAGAAGUUGAAGACUUUUGUAUUUUUGACUUUGCUAGUUCGUGGCAGAGCAGUGAGGACAGGUGGAUAUUUCAGGAUUUUUUAGUAUAGCGUAUCGCAAUUGUCUGACACAAAUGGCAGCUUCACCUGGCUUCCAAUCCUGGUUUCCUUUCUUUUUCCUCCUUUUUUUUUUAGUUAUUGUGCUAAACUUAAUGCUGGUCUAACUACAGUGCUGAAUACAAUUAAUGAGAGGCUGGGGUUACCCUGUGAUCCAAAAGUAGCACAACCCCAUUCCUCCGAAGCCAUCAGUAGAGUACAGUAUCUUGCAACGCUAACAUACAGUUUGGAAACUGCAUUGAACUAGGUUUGUAACACUGGUCUAAGGACUCGUACACUGAGAAAAUGAGACCUUGAAUGAUGUUAGUUGACUGUACUGUAAUGUUGUAUCAACUGAUUUGAAUGUUCUUGACUCUGAACAAUGGGUUUUCUUUUUUUAUUCUUAUUUUUGUAGUAGUUGAGAAAAGCUUAGGUAAAGCUAACAGGCAAUAGGAAUACGUACAUCCAGUUUUUUAAUGUAACAGACUAAAUGUUAAUUGUUCUCUUAUUCUUUUUAUUCUAUUUAGUAGACACUUUUGAAGAAUACUAGAGUUUUGUGUUUAAAUCACCAACACAUGGUGUUGAAUGAAGGCAGAGCUAUAAUAAAUUUAGUUUUGUUCUGGUUUUUUAUUUUAGAAGUCACAACAAUGUACUGGGUUUAGCUGUCACUGGUUUGACUGGUGAUCAUGUUUUGACAUCAAAUAUAUCCAAAAUGUUAUAUAAAAAUA